Molecule: messenger RNA, 2296 nt
Organism: Sceloporus undulatus (fence lizard)
Lineage: Eukaryota; Metazoa; Chordata; Lepidosauria; Squamata; Phrynosomatidae
Gene: MSRA
Product: methionine sulfoxide reductase A
Exons: 6
Coding region: 54-743 (229 amino acids)
Biological process (GO): cellular response to oxidative stress
Cellular component (GO): cytoplasm
Molecular function (GO): peptide-methionine (S)-S-oxide reductase activity
Source: RefSeq, a predicted model, not a curated record
CCUGCCAGCCAACUGCCCUUUCGCCUUCAUAACGCCCCAAAAAGGGAGGGGCCAUGAGCUCUGCCGUCCCCCGUUGGCUCCUUCGCACUUUCGCUGCCAUGGGAGAAGCUUCGUCUUCCCUCAAGGUACCCAGUCGGGAGGAGGCCCUGCCCGGCAGGAGCCGGAGCCUCAUUCGGAUACUGGAUAAACAUCACGUGAAUGGAAACAGUAUGGUUGAACCUUUUCCUGAAGGAACGCACAUGGCAAUAUUUGGGAUGGGCUGCUUCUGGGGAGCAGAGAGGAAAUUCUGGAGGCAAAAAGGAGUCUACUCAACUCAAGUUGGUUAUGCAGGUGGACACACCCCGAAUCCCACCUAUGAGGAGGUUUGUUCAGGGAAAACUGGCCAUACUGAAGCCGUGCGAGUGGUAUUUCAGCCAGAAACCAUCAGCUUUGAGAAACUGCUCAAGGUCUUCUGGGAGAAUCAUGACCCGACACAAGGGAUGCGGCAAGGGAAUGAUGUCGGCACACAGUAUCGCUCUGCCAUCUACACAUUCUCCCCCGAACAGAUGGAGGCUGCCUUGAGGUCUAGAGAUGAGUACCAAAAGGUAUUACUGGAGAAGGGCUUUGGUCCCAUCACUACCGAAAUCCGCGAGGCUCCGGAGUUCUAUUACGCCGAAGAGUAUCACCAGCAGUAUCUAAGCAAGAACCCUAAUGGCUAUUGUGGACUUGGAGGAACUGGGGUUUCCUGUCCUCUUGGAGUUUAAAGCAUGAUCCAACCUUCAAACAAGAUACGAAUGGCAAAGAAUACACUUUGGAUGUGUUUCUCAAUUUGAUUGCAAUGAUCAUUGUACUUGAGCACCAGAAAAUCAGUGGCACCUCUUUGCUGAGAGCUGAGUUACCAUGGAAGGUCAGACUACAGGUAGUCCCCAUUUCACUGGGGCAAUCCACUCCAGGUUUUAGUCCAGAAUUUAAAGGAGCUAUCCAAGGUGCUGAACCUGUCUGGGAGAUCAGGUUUAGCAGCUUUUGUACUUUCUUUGAAGUUUGGGCAAAAGCCUAGUGCAGAUUCCCUGCCUUGCUGACGUGAAAGUCCAUUUGGAGUCCUCUGUGGAUUGUACCACUUCUGAGAACAAGGCAGAGGAAAUAAUAUUUUUGAAUGAUUUUCUCACACUCAAUACAUUCAGAAAAUCUGCCUAGUCUAGUGUAUUAGACUGGUUUUGGUACACUAAUUUUCUAGAUACUCCUUCCCUCCUACACAAAAAUAUUUGUAGAAUUUCAUCCACCAUCGGAAAAGAGAUCAGAAUCCCCCCCAACAUUUCCCAAAAACUGAAUGGACCCCAGAAAACAGAGGUUGCAUCAUUCCUAUCAUGUUGAAAGUAAUGGAACAUUGAAACAUGCAUCCUCCCCGCAUCUGUAGUUGUACUUUCUGAAAAUGAGUUUCUGCUUGGUCCUCUGUGGCAGAGGUGUUACUAGAGAUGAUCUAAAGCUAUUCAUAGGUGCAAUUAAUUUGGAAGAUUUAUUCAAAUCAUAGAUGAUUUAAAUGAUUAUGAGAUGAAACCAAAAUACGCAAGAAAUUAGAGCAAAAUAAAAUAAUUACAUAUAUACACUCUUCUCCAACUUCUUCACUUACAAAGCAACGCUAGAGCCUAUUUACAAACAUGUUCAUAUCUUUCACUCUUCAGGAGUGUGGCCACAGCUUACGUUCAUGCUUAUAGUAGUUUGUUUUGGCUAGAGCAGGGAUGGGAAUCAUGUGACUCACCAAAUGUUGUUGGACUUCAUGUCCCAUUAUCCCUGAUCAGUACCACCACUGAUGUGGAAUGUUGGGAGCUGCAAUCCCAACAACAGCAGGAGGGCCACAUCUAAACAGCUAAAGUAGUUUUGGAUGAAGGCUUGCAAGUUACAAGUGUUUCUGUAGCUUCCCUCCUGAAAUAACCAUUUCUGAUAAGAAAUGUGAAAAUAGAAAGCUUUUGGCUUUGAGGGAAUCCUUCAACAGCAAGCCUUGAUUGAUGUUGCACAGAAAAAGAAAGUGUGUAGUUUUAUGAGAUCUUUCACUCGUUGAUAGCUUUAUGUAAUUUUCUCAAAUAUCUGUGUCAUGCAAGAAUUUUCAAAUAAUUGACUCUCCCUCACUUCCUCCGUCACUCAAGGGAAAAAGAGAGGAUUGGAGUCAAAGAGGUCUCCUUUAUUUCUGGAUCAUGGGUGCUGAUCUCACGUGGAAGAGUAAAAUAAUCACAGUUUCUAUUGACCCAAGUGUUGGUCUGGAUUGAUAAGGAGACUGUUAACAAAUGCAAUGCAAUAAAGGCUGGAAGCUGCUAAUGAAAAA